CCCGUGUAAGUGGUCUCGGUAGCGCCAACCCCGAAUAACUCGAUCCACCAGAAACCGCUGGAUUGGUGGGAUUAAUACGUGGAAUGCCAUCAUCAUCACGCCAGGCUAAUGCUAGGCUCCAGCAAAUAGUUUUUUUUUCUGCUCUGGCGGGCGCGGGUGCUCCGGCAAACGGACGCCUCGGAGGCGGGCCUUUGUAGGGCGCCGUGGCCGCUGUAUUUCUAGAAUCCGUAGUGCUGCAUAAGCUAACUGUCGGCAGGCGGCGAUUUACAGUUGCGUUGCACUAGUUAGAGCUAGCUUUUUGUCUGCACGUGGGGGAAGCGGAUGGCGUUUAGGUGCUCCGAUGCGGCGGAACAUGUACGAAUGACGUGGGAACGGGGACACCAGACCGGGAAGAUAAGGAGACAGAGACAAGGCCAUAAGAAAAUGGAAAAGCUUUUUUUUUUGUUUUGCUGUCUUUUAAUUUAAAACAUUGCUACGCCUUGUCUCUCCAUCCGUUUUACCCUUUUCCCUUUCUUCCAUUCCAUACAUCAACACAACUUCAUCCAGCCCUUUUUUUCUAAAGGGCACAGCAAGCAGGCUUAUUACUAGCUAUACGGAGACUCCGUCUCACUCACAUCACAUAAAACAGCCCGUUUCCGUUUUCCUCGCUUGGUGGAAAGUAGCUAUCUACAAAAAAAGCAGUUUCUUCCUCUCCGUAGCUUUCGCAGUCUUCACGCCCUCUGCGAUACAAGCUUCUUCUCGAAACCCUCAACAGGCGUUCUCUCUCUCUCGACCUCAUACACACACACAACAUGUCUAGAGCUUUCUCGGCGCUGAGAAAGCCCCUUUUGGGCGCUGCUGCCGUCGCGACCGGCGGCGCAGUCGUCCUCUCGCUGCGCAAGAGCAACAGACCGACCUGGGACCAGCCCAUGGUUCCCUUGAAACACAACCCCGACACUGGACGCAUCAUCCCGCAGGCCUUCCCAGCCGCCAAGAGCCGUGCCGAUAGCAUGGCUGAGCUCCGCCGUGAGGAGGAGUAUGAUCUUCUGAUUGUCGGCGGCGGCGCGACCGGCACCGGCAUUGCCCUCGACGCCGUCACCCGCGGCCUCAAGGUGGCUCUUGUUGAGCGCGACGACUUCUCGGCCGGCACCAGCUCCAAGAGCACCAAGCUGGUCCACGGCGGCGUGCGGUACCUCGAAAAGGCCGUCUGGAAUCUCGACUACUCCCAGCUGCAGCUGGUCAUGGAGGCCCUGCACGAGCGCAAGACCUUCCUCGACAUUGCGCCGCACUUGUCGCACAGCUUGCCCAUCCUGCUGCCCCUCGAGAGCUGGUGGCAGGCGCCCUAUAUGUGGAUGGGCACCAAGAUGUACGAUAUGCUGGCUGGCGAGCAGGGCCUCGAAAAGUCUUAUUAUCUUAGCCGCGAAAAGGCCCUCCAGGCGCUUCCUCUGCUGAAGCCGGACCACUUGUUUGGCGCGCUGGUCUACUAUGAUGGCCAGCACAACGACUCGCGCAUGAAUGUUGCGCUUGCGUUGACUGCCUCGCUCUACGGGGCUACCGUGGUCAACCAUGUGGAGGUUACUGGUCUGAAGAAGGAUGCCAAUGGUAAGAUUUGCGGCGCCACAGUCCGCGAUGUCGUUGCUGGCAUCAAUGGCGAGACUGAUGCCGCCAAGGAGUUUACUGUCCGCGCAAAGGGCGUCAUCAAUGCCACUGGACCGUUCAGUGAUGCUAUUGAGCGCAUGGACAACCCGACCAAGAAGGCCAUGAUUGCCCCCGCCUCUGGUGCGCACAUUGUCCUCCCCGGCAAGCUCUGCCCCAACGGCAUGGGCCUGCUUGACGCUGCUACUUCGGACGGCCGUGUCGUCUUUGUCUUGCCCUGGCAGGGUUUCACGCUCGCCGGCACCACCGACAAUGCCUGCGAGAUUGAGCGCCAGCCCGUGGCCCGCGACGAGGAUGUUGACUUUAUCCUCAAGGAGGUCAGCAAGCUGCUCAAGCCCGAGCACGUCCUCAGCCACGACGACAUCCUCGCCACAUGGUCCGGCAUCCGCCCGCUCGUCAAGGACCCCCAUGCUAAGAACACCGAGUCCCUCGUCCGCAGCCAUUUGGUCACUGUCUCCCCCGCCGGCCUCCUCACCUGCGCUGGUGGCAAGUGGACCACUUACCGCCAAAUGGCCGAAGACGCUGUCGACGAGGCCAUCAAGACGUUCAACCUGAAGCCCAAGGCCCAGACCCUUCCCGACAUCACCGCCUCUGGCCUCCAAGGCGUCACCACCACCGGCGCCUGCUGCACGCGCCAGAUUGUCCUCAUCGGUGCCCACGGCUUCUCCAAGAGCCUGCAGGCCGAACUCGCCGACCACUACAAGCUCGAUGCCGAUAUUGCCCACCACCUCGCGACCAACUAUGGUGACCGUGCCUGGGCUCUGCUCGAGGAGGGCGAUUCUACUGUCAAGCGUCUGCUGCCUGCUCACCCCUUCACUGAGGCCGAGGUCCGCUAUGGUGUCCGCGCCGAGGCUGCUUGCACUGCUGCCGACUUGAUUUCCCGCCGCACUCGUCUUGCUUUCCUGGACGUUGACAGCGCGCUUGCUGCUCUUCCUCGCGUCAUUGAGAUUAUGGGCGAGGAGCUCAACUGGUCCAAGGGCCGCGCUGCGUUUGAGUGGGACGAGACGGUACGCUUCCUCAAGUCCAUGGGUCUGUCGCAGGAUAAGCAGGGCCUGAGCCGCCGCGAUGUCGAGACCAAGGUUGCUGCUGCACCCAAAAACAAGGCGCUAGCUGCUGCUGUGUCGAACAAGCUUAACCUCCCCAACUUUGGCCAGGAGGCCAAGACCAGCUCGAACCUGUAAAUCACAGACCUGUAAAUAACAGGACGGUGAUAUUUUACUAGUACACUGAUUUUUCAUCGCUUUUUUCAUUGAUUUUCUUUCUGUCAGAUACAUUCAUCAUUGGGGAGGAGUUUUAUUUUUUCUUGGCUUAUACUAUGGAGUUGGGUUUACGGCACGCACUCGCAUCAGGCAGCGACCUGACUCUCUUGUUUGUGUAAUUUUUUUUUAUAAAAUCCGUAUCAUGGAAAUAAAGAUUACAAAUCAUACAUGUUGAUCUUUUUAACCAGUGACUUGUUCUUUUUCGUUUGUGAAUGGCGGCAGCCUCCGGAGCAGCCCCGCGGGCUUUGUUGUAUAUGUAUAGAUACCCAAUGACCGCAUGUUGGCUGGAGGCUUACUUUGUACACGACACGUCAGAGCGGCUUCUGCGGAGCGAGUCUGUCGUAUGCAGGGGCAAGACGCAGGUGAUGGUGGUGGUUUGUUGGGUAUUAGACGCAAGCGAACGUUUUCUCUUUUCGCAUUGCCACGCGGGGGCUUCGGAGAGUUGUUAUUGUUCGGCCGCUGGUACUAUGGUUAUGCACUGUACAUUCAAGAUAGCUUCUUUGUUUUAGUAUGGUCUUUUUAAACACCAUACCUGGGCUGCUUUGCAUUGAUAUACAGCUGUAGAUAUCCCAUCUACACGAGACCGGAUAUCUCUAACUAAGCCACCAGCCAACCAACCAACAUCUCUCUAAACGUCAUCCUCACUCCAAUAAACGCAUCAUCAUCAUGCGGCAAUACGUUUCCACUGCCGAACACUGUCAAGCCCAACCGACGCAAUCGCGCCUAAGCUCCUGCAGCCAAUCGGCGGCUACCAUCCGCGGGCGCACGCUAACGGAGCCAUGCAAGCUGAGUGGUUUUUUGCUGGUCUGGUGCUUCAGGUGGUCUAGUGAGGCGCAUGUGUUGGCGCCCUCCCUCUCGCGUUUUUUUCGUCUAGUUUAUGCGUGGGUUGCAGCACGGGAGAUGCAACCGAGCGUAUUAGGCGGAGGCAACGUCAGCCAUGCGGAUGACUACAAAGUGUCUCCCCUUAUUUGUUGGUCUUUCAUGGUAUAUAGGGCCUGUUGUAUUUCGCCAAGAUUUUCCCAGGAAU
Molecule: messenger RNA, 3921 nt
Organism: [Torrubiella] hemipterigena
Lineage: Eukaryota; Fungi; Ascomycota; Sordariomycetes; Hypocreales; Clavicipitaceae
Source: the annotation of a GenBank genome assembly